Messenger RNA from Odontomachus brunneus, 5629 nucleotides. It is a transcript of the gene Klp3A, whose product is annotated as chromosome-associated kinesin KIF4. The record is from RefSeq and is a predicted model, not a curated record. The transcript is spliced from 15 exons. NCBI's taxonomy places the organism in Eukaryota, Metazoa, Arthropoda, Insecta, Hymenoptera, Formicidae. The coding region runs from base 194 to 4039 and encodes 1281 amino acids. Gene Ontology annotation, biological process: microtubule-based movement; mitotic spindle organization. Gene Ontology annotation, molecular function: ATP binding; pore-forming activity; microtubule motor activity. Gene Ontology annotation, cellular component: membrane.
CUGUCGUGAAGAAAAUCACGCGAAUUGGCAAUCCUACAUAAUUUGAAAUGUAACGUCUUUGAUGUCUUCCAGGAUCGAAGAACGAUCGGAUAGCUUGUGAACUUUGUGGAAUUUUUGCGGUGUUUGAUUAGACGUGUAUUCUUCAUAUCGCUAACCUUUGGCACGAGUGAAUUUGUCAAGAUAGAUACUAAAAAUGUGCGAUGAUACUGUUCGCGUUGCUUUACGCAUCCGUCCGUUAGUGAUAAGCGAAAUUGAGAAAGGAUGUCAGAUGUGUUUGGAUGUAAUUCCUGGAGAGCCACAAGUUCGCAUACUCAAUAGCGACAAGUCAUUUACUUACAAUUACGUUUUUUCUCCUGAUGUUGAACAAGAAGAAUUUUAUGAUGUAGCAAUUAAACGAUUGAUAGAUAAUAUCUUUCAAGGGUACAAUGUUACAAUAUUGGCCUAUGGGCAGACUGGUAGUGGUAAGACUCAUUCAAUGGGUACCAAUUACACAGGAGUUGAAGAAAAAGGCAUUAUACCCAGAGUUACUCAGGAUAUAUUUGAGACAAUUAAAUUAAAAGAAGAUUGGAGCUUCAAAAUUUCAGUUUCAUUUAUGGAAUUAUAUCAGGAGCAAUUAUAUGAUCUCUUGUCUGAUAAACAGAGAAGUCAAUCUAUUGUAGACAUCAGAGAAGAUGGAAAAAGCAUAAAGAUCAUCGGUAUAACAGAGAAAGAAGUUACCAAUGCCCAAGAAACAUUGGAAUGUUUGAGCCAGGGUUCCAUAGGCCGUGUUACUGGAGCAACUGCGAUGAAUGCACAUAGUAGCCGUAGCCAUGCUAUAUUUACUAUCUGUAUUCAUCAGCAGAAGAAAGAUGACCCAAAUACAGCAACAGUGGCAAAGUUUCAUUUAGUCGAUUUAGCAGGAUCUGAACGUAGCAAAAAGACUCAAGCCACAGGGGAAAGAUUUAAAGAAGGCGUAAAUAUAAAUAAAGGACUUUUAGCUUUAGGUAACGUUAUUUCACAACUCGGUGAUGGUGCUUCUGGUUCUUAUAUUGGAUACAGGGAUAGUAAACUUACAAGACUGUUACAAGAUUCCUUGGGUGGUAAUUCUAUGACUCUCAUGGUUGCCUGUGUUAGUCCUGCAGAUUACAAUUUGGAUGAAACUCUCAGUACCUUGAGAUAUGCUGAUCGUGCACGUAAAAUAAAGAAUAAGCCUGUGGUAAAUCAAGAUCCGAAAAUCGCCGAGAUAAGUCGACUGAACAAAUUGAUUCAAGAAUUACGGUUAACGCUUAUGAACCAGGAACUUGGCAUAACAUGCCCUAAAGAGCACGAGGAACUCGACGAGAAAUGUAGUACGUUACAGCAAAAGCUUCGAGAUAUGACAGAGAAAUUAAAUUCAAAUUUGGCAGAAAUUGUUGUUAUGCACGAACGAGCUGAAAUGGCUGAACAAGCUCGUGAAAAAAUUAGAUCCGCCAUGACGUUAGUACUAGAGGAAUUUAAACAAGUUCUACAAAGCUUUGAUAUCUGCCAUGAGAUUAACGAUGAAAAACGUAGCAAAUUGAAAAUAAUAUACACGAAAAUGCUAGAUAUUCAAAAUGACGAAAGAAAGGCGUCCGAGGAAUUGUUGAAUUACGAAAUAUCCGUGGACUCUAAAAAUUUUGUAACGUUCACCAAAGAAGACGCGGAAUAUGUACAUACAGGCGAUGCGAACAAUAUCGAAGAUAGCUUGGAUUACUUCGACAAAAAAGAAGAGGAGCAUACAUUACGACAAGCAGAACGAAAUAACGAAGUUCAAAAUAUCAAUAAGGAGUUAGCACUCAAGGAGAGUCUUGUAUCCAAGUUGAUAAAAAGUAUUCCUCAACAAACUGUGGAAAGCCACGGAGACGUUGCGGAGAUGGAAAAGGAAAUUGAGAGGCUGCAUGCGGAAAGAGAGGAACAUUUGCAAGCAGUUCACGCACGCAACAUUACUUCGAAAUUGGCCGAAACACGUCGCAAGAAAGUACAAGAGCUAGAAAAAAAAAUAGCAGAAUUGACGCGUAAAUGCCAAGAGCAGAAUAAAAUCAUUAAGGCGAAAGAGAAGCAGGAUCAAAGAGUAAAAACUCUUUCGACCGAAAUACAAUCGUUAAAAGAAACUAGAGUCAAGCUCAUCAGGCAGAUGCGUAACGAUGCGAAUAACUUUACAAAGUGGAAACAAUCCAGAGAAAAGGAAAUCAAUAGACUGAAAACUCAAGAUCGUAAGCGUGCUUACGAAAUGGUACGCUUAAAAUUGCAACACAAUAAGCAAGAGAUUGUUUUCAAAAGAAAAAUGGAAGAGGCAUUUGCUGUAAAUAAAAGGCUAAAAGGUGCGUUAGAGAUGCAGAAGAAAGCGAUGGAACGACAAGAGAAAAAGGCUAACGGUAAAGAUGAAAUAAAAACGUGGAUAGCUCAAGAAUUGGAAGUGUUAAUGGCUACAAUAGACGCCGAUUUGUCUCUUGAAAAACUGUUGCAAGAUAGAGCUUCCUUAUCUUAUCAGUUGGAACAACUUAAACGAAGUAACGAUCCAAACAAAGAGGAUUGUGCAAAUCUUGCCAAGUUUAUAGAGUUGCGGAAUACACAAAUUGCAGAUCUUCAAAAAGAAAUUGUCGAGUCGGAUCAAGAAGCCAGAGCGAAUACGAGAUGGAAUAUGAUACACUCUAUUGCAGACGCCAAAGUAGUAUGUCAAACAGUAUUUCACCUAAUUGCACAAGACAGAAAGCAACAACGUUACAAAUUUAAUGAACUCAAAGAUAAAUAUCUAAAUCAACAAGCACAAUUAGAAGAAUAUAUAAAAAGGGAAAAAAAGAACAACACGUAUUCCCUGGAAAAUACAUCUACCUCGUCCUCAAACAACAUGGAAAUAUCAAAAUCUAAUAAACGGGUUUUAACAAAAAGUAAUUUGAACAACGAAAACAAAAAGGAGUCUAAGACAACAAAAAAUGUGAAUGAUAUGCCGAAUUUGUUUAUGGAGAAUAUUGAUGGGUGGUGUGAUGAUAGUUUAACAAUAGAAGACGACGACGAUGACAUUGAGAAUGACCCCGAUUGGAAAAAAACACCGCUUUACAAUCGCAUACAGAAGUUACAGAAUAAAUCAAAGCUGUCGGUUCAACAAUUAACUUUUAAAAUAGAACCUAAGAUAGGUGAGAUAAAAUGUGCCUGUAAGACUAAAUGCGCUACACGUUUAUGUUCAUGCCGUAAGAACAAUAUAACUUGCAACAAUUGUAACUGUAAUCCAGAACAAUGUCAAAACAGAGAUCAAGAAAACGUAAGAAAUAAAACAGCAAUUGUUUACAGGAUAAAAUGGAUGAAUCCAAGAGCAUGUACGAAUGAGGCAUAUAUUCCCACAACUAUAGAACACAUGGCAAAUGUGGCAACUCAUGGUAUAUGGGUUGUACCUUCAGUACUAGGCGGUAUCGAGCUUAUACACCGUUCGACAACAUGGGCGCAACUCGUUUCCGCUUGUGUAUAUGGCACUUCCCUGAUUCUUGUCUUCGCAGUGUCAACUUUCUUCCACAGCGUGCACUAUUGCAAUUAUAACAGACAACUGAAAGACGCAUUGCAUCGCUGUGAUCGCGCUAUGAUUUACAUCUUUAUAGCAGCCAGUUACUUCCCAUGGUUAAACGUAGAUUAUUUCUCAGACGACGAGCGUUUAUUCGCGAUGCGAUAUGUUGUUUGGAUUAUGGCUAUAAUGGGCAUCUUGUACCAGCAGAUCUUCCACGAGAAAUAUAAGAUGCUUGAAACUAUUUUCUAUGUAAUUAUGGGUAUCGGACCUAGCGUUGCAAUCCUUAAUGUUCGUAACUAUUAUAAUAUCACGGAAUUGAAACUAGGCGGACUGAUAUACGUCAUUGGCAUAGUAUUUUUCAAAUCGGAUGGUCGAAUACCUUUCGCGCACGCAAUCUGGCAUCUCUUCGUAGCCGCAGCGGCCGGAUUUCAUUACUACGCGAUUCUAAGCCACGUAUUUCCUGAGACGGACGCGAUGAAUGUUCUUGGACCAUCUGGCAGUAUGCCAUCAAUGUCGAAUAUACUGAAAUCACAUCUAGAAUUAUAGGGUGUUGUAUACUAUUUUCUACGAUGUUUCUUCCAAACACUAAAGAUUCUAAAACAUAGCAGUUCUAAGAGCGAACCCUUUAUAUUCUGAUAGAAAGAUAUUGUUUAAUUUAUAUCCACAUUUGUGAAAAGAGAAGAGCUUUUGAUAAAAUCAAAUUGAUUUUUAACGAUGGCUACUAUUAUAUCCCGAAUCGUGGCUUUUAUAACCGCGCAAUAGACAGUCGGGUUUUUUCCUAAUUAUUCCAAAUCAUUCAGUAAACAAAAGACUUGUGCAAUAUGUAAAUAUAUAAUAAUCGUGAAGUUUGUUAAUUAAGUACCUGACAGCCACAUGAAAUUAGAUUCGUGUGUUAUGAAUGUUUGUAUUAGAACUAAAAAAUUAGGUAUCAUAUAUGUAUAUAUAUAUAUAUAUAUAUAUAUACAUAUAUACAUAUAUUAGCGAAGAUACUAAAUAUUAUAUUAUUCACGCGUAUGACUCGAUUAUUACUAAUUGCAUUACAAGUUCGGAUAUGUCUGAUAAAAAAUUGUAUCUUUUGCGUGAUUUAGUACGUUAGUAUUGAGGUCAGCAUUCGUGAAUAAUGCCAAAUUAUUAUAAGAAAGAAGAUUUAUAGCCUGUACCAUUCUACAGGUAUUAUUUUUCGAACAAACACUAUUUCGUUUUACACUAUAAGUUUUAUAAAGAUCUUUACAUUAGAAUUUACGAAAUGUAAAUGCUAUAUACUAGUACUGGUUAAUGCUACAUACUAGUUACUGGUAAAUGGAAAUCAAAUUGACUGAACAUGUAUUCUUUGAUUUUACCGAAAGUGUCAAUCAUCUUUUCGUUUACAGAUAUAUUGUGCCAAAAUUUAAUUCACACUCCUAUCUACUUAAUGUAGUGUUUUCUCCAAUAUAUUGAAAUAUAUGCAAACGCAAUAUAAAUACACAUACAUACUAAAUUUAUGAUACAAUUUAUGUGUGAGAAAAAGAACUAAGCGUAUUUUUAACAAAUUACGAUAAUUUAUCAUUAUUUUAAUAUUUUAGUUAUUUUAGUGAAUUUGCGAUAAUUUUAUGUGUGGUUUGGCAUGUCACCACUUAGAGGAAAAAGAAUAUUAUAUACUUAAGUAUAUGAAAGGAUGUUACUUUUUUGUAAAAUAUAAUAUAUAUUGUUGAAUAAUGAUAUUUUUAUUAUUAAUUGACACUGUUUGCGAGCAUUAUGAUAUAAAAAAUUGAAUCUCUUAUUAUUAAUUUGUGUGUAUACAUUAACAAUGCAAAUAAGAUUAAUUAAUCAUGAUACUUAUUGUAAUGAUUAUAUUAUUAUAUAUUAUUUCGUAUUGUACAUCGCUUAUUUAUAACACGUUUUUUUACCUGUAGCUAUACAUUACAGAUUUAUCUUGUUUGUAUAUAUUUAUUUGCGUUGCGAUUGUACUAUUAAAAUUAAUACAUACUUAUUGCGUAUGUAAUGUGUAUAGCGUCAAUAUCGUAAAGUAUACUAUUAAAAGGAUGCUUAUUUGUAACAAAAGAUGUAAUGAAGACAUUAACUUGCGAUAUACGUAUAUAUCGUGAUAUUGCAAGAAACAAAGUACAAAGUGAUAUUUAUUCACUAUGAGUUCAUUCA